ACUAAGUCUCACGACCUCCUCGACAGCAUGCACUUGCAACCUGUAGCUCUAGGUUUGCUUUGGGCAUUUGCACAUGGGGCGCAGGAAGGGAGAACAAAGGCUCGACGUGUGCCCAAAAAGGCGCUCUUGUGGACGUCGAGUGACUGACACGAACGGCAUAGCCGGUCUGUACCUUGUCAGUUGCGAGUUGUGUAGCUCGACCCCGUUAACGGGGCGGACGGGAAGGGCUGAUGUCUACGGGUGUGUAGUCUCUCCACCGGUUGAGGCAAUUCUUGUGGAGCUGAAACUUCGCCGACCCAUUCUCAGACCGCAAACAGAGAAACUAGUCUCACCGCAGAAGGAUAGCCUAAAAAUAUAUAUCCUUCUUCGAUUUUUUUCUUACCUGUUCCACCUCCUGCGUUCAGCUACCAGCUAAUUUGCCUACCAACAACAGGGCUGAACAGGGGAAUCCACACAAUGGCCCUCUCGGAUGCCGGGCUUCUUUUCGACAACCGCUUGCAAGCAAGCGGUGUGUCGAUUGCGGUCGAAUUCAGCCUCAAACAGAAGAAGAAAGAUCAAGGCGCAGGCUCAUUUGUUUCCACAAAGAUACGAGACAUAUCUCUUUUGACGGAGAAGAUGUCCUCUUCUUUGGUCUUCGGUGUAUCGAAGGCCACUGAUUUUGAAGAAGAAACCCUUUCCUUUGACAUCAGCUUGGCAGAUAUACAAUCGAUCAAAAGACUAGGGUUGAGCAAUGACAGCUUACACUUUACUAUACACAUGGCUGAAGACUCGAAAUCAGCUAACAAUAUACCCAUAACCAUAAGCCUGCAGGAGUUGUUGACCUUAAACUCGGCCAAAAUGAAACAAAUCACCAAAUCUGUUUCAGACUGCUUGGUGGAUAUAAAUUUUCAUGUUCAAUCCACUACCGAUAUCACGGAGUACACGAAACAGUUGACUUCCUAUCACAACACAAAAAAGUCAGGUCAUGACUCCACAACCAACCUCUCCGACUUGAGUGAGUUGUCGGAUAACGUUUCCUCCUUUUCUGAUAUGAGCUCGUUGGCUUCGAGUCUGAACGACUCGACAACCUCGUUGACUUCGAUUUCCAACCUUAACUCUUCCUCCAAAAAAUCAAAUCAACGAUUUCUUAGCCCAAAGUUGAUUUAUCGCAGAGACGCAUCAUCUAAGAAGUCUGGAGGAUCUAGGUCAGCCCACAGCUCCACCCCUAUUUCACUAUCCGGAUCAGCGUCUGAUAUUUCAUCUUCGAACCCAGAUCUGUACCACGACGAUACUGAUGGAUUUUUGAUCUUGCAAAUUGAAUCUGCCAGAGGAUUGCCACCGUUCAGAAACUCAACGAAAUUGGGCUAUGAUAUGGAUCCGUUUGUUGUCGUUUCCUUCUCAAAGCAAAUAUUCAAGACUGCGGUUUGUAGGCAUGCGCUCAAUCCGUCUUGGAAAAACCAGCUAAUCAAUAUCAGAGUCAGUAAAUAUUCCUUUAACUUUCAAUUGAAGCUAUCCGUCUAUGACUUCGACUUUUUCACAUUCAAUGAUGAUAUCUGCUCAACCACCCUCGAAAUAAGCCAUCUCAUUGAUGAAUCGGAAUACAAUCAUUCCAAUUCCUGGACCUACAAAAAGUUGCCACUCAAGUUUUCUUCGAAAGCGCUAUCCAGAAAGAUCAUGAAAUCCCAAGAGUUCAUGCCUGAACUUUCCAUCAGAUUCAAGUAUGUCUCUGUUGCUUCUUUGGCUACGAUACGGCAUGACUUCAAUCCAAAGAAGGAAAAAUGUCCAAAUUGUCACAAGAUUGAUAAGAGAAAUAGCUCGGCAUUACAGCACUUGUCGAUGUGUACCUUAGAUUUGAAGCCAAAACAGUUUCUACAUAAACAUUACACCACUUCAAAUAAUGCAUCACGAAGAUGGUACAGUAAAGUCUUAGCGCAUAUUGCGUACGGUAGAUUGACAGUUGGCGGGAACAAUGCACAUAUUUUAGUGCAGGAUCGUGAAACGGGUUUGGUUCUUGAAGAAAAAAUAUCUGCUUUUGUCAAACUAGGGAUAAGAUUGCUGUAUAAGUCGGUCAAAUCGGAUAACUCUAGCGAGAAGAUAAAAAGGAUGUUGAGGCUAUUAUCUAUCAAACAGGGUGCAAGAUAUGAUAAACCUGAUUCCAGAUGUAAAAUCACUGGUUUUAUCAAAUUUCAUGGCUUGGAAUCCACCUUAAAUGAAUGCUUGUGCUCUUCGCCUUCUGGGUAUAAGACAUUCAACGAAUUUUUCAGUCGUCGGUUGAAACCCGGAGCUAGACCCAUAGAAGGUGGUAUGGAUAACAACGAUAUUAUUGUUUCGGUUGCUGAUUCAAGAUUGGUCGUUUUCGAAAACGUCACGACCGCCAAGACUUUAUGGAUUAAAGGUAAUGGAUUUACCGUUGAAAAGUUGCUUGGGAGACAACAUGCGAAGAACCAUACCGGUAGCACGGAAAACGAUCAUUCAAUAGCUAUUUUUAGGCUUGCUCCCCAAGAUUACCACAGAAUCCAUUGUCCUUUGAAUGGGAAGAUAGCAAAGAUUACACAGAUACAUGGCUCUUACUACACAGUCAAUCCAAUGGCAGUGAGAUCUGCAUUGGAUGUUUUUGGGGAAAACGUGCGGACAGUUGUCACAAUGGAGACAGAAGAAUACGGUUCGGUUGAGAUUGUCCUGGUGGGUGCUAUGAUGGUGGGCAGCAUUUUAAUCACUGCCGAGUUGAACAGCCACGUGAAGAAGGGCCAAGAGUUGGGUUAUUUUAAGUUCGGCGGUAGUACCGUAGUGCUAAUUUUCCAAAAGCAGAAGGACAAGACCUUUAUUCAGUGGGACGGUGACUUGGUUUCAAACUCCAACAAAAGACUAGAAACAUUAGUGAAAGUCGGGAUGAGUGUUGGCCAUGCCAACAACAAGCCUAGCUACUUCAGAGGAUUGAAAAAGGAGGUGUCGGAGUCAGAGCGUCAAGAAGUCAUCCGAAGAGUUACAGGAAUGGCUGAACCUCAGCAAGCCGGUAUGAGUGAGAACUUGAGAGCCAAAUUGGGAGGAAUGCUAGAUGAUGUGAUGAGCCUUAAGAGUGGUGGUCGUUCCUUACUAGGUCUGGACCGUACACUGGACAACAUUGUUGCCGAAGACUGGGAAGUACAAGAGUUGACUACAUUGGACGGUUUGAACGAUACGGCCGCCAACCAACUGGACGAGAACUCCGACGUGGAGAUUGGCAUCGCCAGACCGUUGGAUGAAAAGGCCUUGUUCGAUGUGCUAGAUUCCAGCGAUGAGAGUUCGGCAGAUGUGGACGCAGACUAUUCUGGAUAGUAUAGCUGUAUCUGUAGUUGCGUAAUAUUAUAAUACAGUGCAUAUUGGAAGUAAUGAGACUUUUACCCUGUAAUGA
Messenger RNA from Pichia membranifaciens NRRL Y-2026, 3370 nucleotides. RefSeq lists its product as hypothetical. The record is from RefSeq and is a predicted model, not a curated record. Gene Ontology annotation, biological process: phospholipid biosynthetic process. NCBI's taxonomy places the organism in Eukaryota, Fungi, Ascomycota, Pichiomycetes, Pichiales, Pichiaceae. The transcript has a single exon. Gene Ontology annotation, molecular function: phosphatidylserine decarboxylase activity. Bases 457 to 3294 code for a protein of 945 amino acids.